AUGGCCUCCUCGCAAUCUCCGUCCUUCCCUCUCCUCCUCCCCUUCUUCCUCUUUGCCACUGUUGCCAUUGCGAGAAGCACCCAUGAACACAGAGAGAAGAUAACGCAUCUCCGCUUCUACUUUUACGACUACUACGGUGGCUCGAACGCGACGACCGUCAGCGUCGUCAGCCCUCCCGGCAACAACACCUUCGGGAGUAUCGGGGUGGGCGAAAACAUACUGAGGGAAGGUCCCCAGUCGAGUUCCAAGCUCAUCGGGAAAGCGCAGGAGCUUACUGUUCAGGCAUCCUUGGAGAGUCCGGCCUACCUCUCGGCGCUGAACUUCGUGUUCACCGCCGGAAAGUACAACGGGAGCAGCUUCUCCAUCUUCGGCAGGGCGGUGCUGACGGAGCCGAUAGAGCGGGGCAUCGUCGGGGGCACCGGCAAGUUCCGGAUGGCCCGGGGCUACACCAUCAGCAGGCUCAUCAAGUCGACUGGAACUACCCAAAUGGAGCUUGUCAUGGCGUACGAUGCUUACGUCUUUCACUGCUGAUGAGCUGCCUUCUGCUGCUGUUUGUUGCAAUUAAAGCUGCUCUGCUUGCAGCUUAUUCUACAGUAGUCCUAUGUUCUUUCUCUUUGAUACCGGAACGCUGCCAUUGGCUCGUCUACUCUAUCUUCUCUUGGUACCAAGUGAUUAAUAAGAAACGUCUGCUACAGUAGUACUUUGUUCUUU
This is a messenger RNA of Musa acuminata subsp. malaccensis (wild Malaysian banana), 711 nucleotides long. Its product is annotated as dirigent protein 11-like. The record is from RefSeq and is a predicted model, not a curated record. NCBI's taxonomy places the organism in Eukaryota, Viridiplantae, Streptophyta, Magnoliopsida, Zingiberales, Musaceae.